This is a messenger RNA of Pogona vitticeps (central bearded dragon), 861 nucleotides long. It is a transcript of the gene B2M, whose product is annotated as beta-2-microglobulin. The record is from RefSeq and is a predicted model, not a curated record. NCBI's taxonomy places the organism in Eukaryota, Metazoa, Chordata, Lepidosauria, Squamata, Agamidae.
CGCGUCCGUGUUAAGAAGGUGCGCAGCGCGCGGUUCAGACGGAGCGGGUGUAGCGCGGGGGUUUCCGAGGAGUUUUGCGCGUCUGUACUGCGGAGCAGGCCAUGGCGAGCUACCUGACCUGGGUCGUCUUUGCGAUCUGCAUCACGGUUCUGAAAGCCGUAAUAAGAGAGCCGGACAUCCAGGUCUAUACCCGCUUUCCAGUGGAGUUUGGCAAAACCAACACCCUCAAUUGUUAUGUCGAGCACUUCCAUCCUCCCAAAAUCGACAUCACUCUUCUCAAGGAUAAUGUCCCAAUUGAGAAUGUGAAGAAGUCUGAUCUUUCCUUUGACCGCGACUGGACCUUCCAUUUGUUGGUCUCUGCAGAAUUUGUUCCUGAGCAGAACUCUGUGUACACCUGCAAAGUGGAACAUGAUAGCUUGCAGCAAGCCAAGAUUGUAAAAUUGGACUAUUAAUAAGAAACUGAUGGUCCCAGUAAACCAGGGUUGAAGAGCAUCGCAUUUCAAGAAUUGCAUUCAUCUAUUUCCUGAGCAUACAUCACAUUCUGUUCCUGUAUUGCUAACCACUAAUAAUGAAUGUCAUUAUACAGUUUGCUGACAUAAUGCUAAUGGAGCUGAGCAAUAGAGUACCUCACUCCCAGAUUUUGCGGUGAGGGUCACACUAGGAUCCAUGAGUUAAUUGCUUGUGCGUAUCGAGCUGCGAAUGUUUGAUGUAGCUUAUUAUUCUAGAGAUUUUGAGGUUAUGAUUUUCAGCUUUUUUUAGGUAUGCCCACUGUAGGCUAAGAAUGCAUUGGCAAUUUGAACUAUCCUUCAGUUACAGUAGCAUAAAUAUUUGGGCAAUUUGAUUAAAUAACUUGUAACUUUC